This is a messenger RNA of Suncus etruscus (white-toothed pygmy shrew), 1514 nucleotides long. RefSeq names its product BEN domain containing 7 (gene BEND7). The transcript has 9 exons. The record is from RefSeq and is a predicted model, not a curated record. Gene Ontology annotation, molecular function: DNA binding. Bases 1 to 1305 code for a protein of 434 amino acids. Lineage: Eukaryota; Metazoa; Chordata; Mammalia; Eulipotyphla; Soricidae.
AUGGAGUUCUCGGCGAGGAAACGCAGCCGGAAAUCCCAGAGCUUCAAAGUGGUGAGCCGAGGAGAUGAUCACCAUGAGGUUUAUAAGAUCUCAGAAUUCAGCCACGAUGUUAAUGGGCAGGCCAAAGAGACACAACCCAUUUUUAUAGAAGAUGAAAGCAUGGAAAUUAAAAAGCAAGUUACAGGAAUGAGAAGGUUACUGAAUGACAGUGCUGGGAGAAGAUACCAGCGAGUUGGCAAGGAAGGAGAGAAACUCAAAGAAGAGCCCCAAGAUCCGGAGUCCGUCUGGCCGCUGCGUUUGAACAACUCUGUGGAGACCUCACCGACUCUCCACCCGCCCUCCCGGGGGGCCUGGAAUGAGCUGCCACCCCACAGCGGGCAGUUCUCAGAGCAAUAUGGCACCCGUUCUAGAACCUUCCAGACCCAGUCUCACUCCGCUGGAAGCCCCAACGGAGAACUUCCAGUGGGGAAUUUGUCAGUGGGGUCCAAUUGCUGUACUUGCAACUGCCAGUCCACCUUGCAAGCCAUUCUCCAGGAGCUCAGGACCAUGCGGAAGCUGAUACAGAUACAAGCAGCUGGUGCCCAAAACAGACAACAGCCCCCAAUUUCCUUUAUGUGCUCCCAGAGAACGGCUGUCGCCCGCAAGAGAAAUAAAAAGAAAAAGGUCCCGCCAAAGACUGCUGAGCCUCCGGCUGUAAACCCAAAGCCUAGCGUGCUGGAGCCAGAGAAGAAAGCGGAUUUUCCCAAACCUGCUGGGCUCCCCGCCAUGGCUGCCCAGCCCAGCCCCACAGAGGAGAAGCACCUCCUGGGCUUUGGCAUUGUCCUCGAAUCUCCUGCCUCCGAUCCAGAAGUGCAACUUGCUGAAGGCUUUGAUGUGUUCAUGCCUAAAUCCCAGCUGGACUCUAUAUUGUCAAACUACACUCGCUCAGGAAGCCUUCUGUUUAGAAAACUGGUGUGUGCAUUUUUUGACGAUAAGACUUUGGCUAACUCCUUACCCAAUGGGAAGAGGAAAAGAGGACUCAAUGACAACCGGAAAGGCCUAGACCAGAAUAUUGUGGGUGCAAUCAAAGUCUUCACAGAAAAAUACUGUACGGCUAAUCAUGUGGAUAAACUUCCCGGCCCACGAGACUGGGUCCAGAUUCUGCAAGACCAGAUUAAACUGGCCAGAAGAAGGUUAAAAAGAGGCUCAGCAGAAGUAGCUGACAGUGAUGAAAGACUGGACAGCAUUUCUCUACCACCAACAGGUACCAUGUUUGAUCCCAAAAGAGAAAACACGGAAGACACAGUGCCAGAUUUCACAGCCUGACUCUCAUUCAGCGACACUACUCCUCAGAAUAUUUAACUCUCCUCCUUGAAUUUCCUCAGAGAUCCACAUAGCACUGUCGGCCUUCCUGCAAAGUGUGGGUGUUCUGUGAAAUUUGCCCGUCUUGUUGGAAUCUUUUUCAUAUACUUCCUUUGUAAUGUGAUCAUUGAGUCUCUCUAAUUGGGUUAUAAGAUAUUUUUAAUCAUUUUUUU